This is a messenger RNA of Trypanosoma cruzi, 2022 nucleotides long. RefSeq lists its product as uncharacterized. Lineage: Eukaryota; Euglenozoa; Kinetoplastea; Trypanosomatida; Trypanosomatidae. The coding region runs from base 1 to 2022 and encodes 673 amino acids. The transcript has a single exon. The record is from RefSeq and is a predicted model, not a curated record.
AUGGCGGAGUCAUUGGCCACCGCGUUUGCCCCGAGUGAAACUAUGCAGGAGAUUGAUGAGGAAACAGCGGUGUAUUGCAGGUCGCAUGACGUGAUGUGGCUGGGCUUCGUCCGCGACUUGUUAUCGACGCUACGCAAAGCGGCGCAUGAAGUGCAGGCAAAGAGUGAGGGGCAGCUGGAGUCGCGGCACUUGUGCGUCGGUGACUUCGGCCAAUUCAGCAGACUCUCCACCGCGUUGGAAUUGCUGCAGGACUGCUGCCUGAAGUGGGAGGAGUGCCGGGCAGAGGCGGAAAAGGGGUUUCUGGAGUAUUACUUUGCCAUGCACUCACUCAAUUCUGGGACUGAGCCAAAAACAGGGGCGGUGCCAGUUGGAAAAUUCAUGUCGAAUUUGUUUGCCGGAGUUCCUGGCACGGUGGGCGGGGAUCGUUUGGCGGAAGAGCUGCGGGUGGAGAGAAAACGGUUGUGUCUUGCAGACGCACUUGGGCUGCCGUUGGAGCUGCCGCGAGGGGGAGACGAACAACAGCUCCCGCAGGGCAUGUUAGCUUUGGAGAGGGCACUGAAAUCGUUCCGCGUUGUAACGGACGAGACGCUGCCUGGUUACCUUUACUGCACGAUUCAGCCAUUGCUGUGCGAGAUGACGUCCUGUUGGUUGCUCAAUGGCAUUUUUGCCGACACGCCGCUGCGUCUUAUAGGCACCGCGGAGGGGAUGAGACUCGCGAAGGAGCGACUUGAAUUGCAUGCAUCCUCGUUGCGAUUUCUUUUAGAGUUGGCGGAGAAUGAAUUUUGCCGCUGCCACACUGCGACGGCGUUGGAGUCGAAAAAAAAACUGGAAGAAAUGCUCUUGCGUGUGACCGUCAUGCAAACUGCAGCCACCCGAGAUGGGGUGGUUGGGCAACUUGCAAAAGAGUGGCGAAUGGCUGCCGAAGAGGCGCGAGCGGUUCUCGCCAGCACGGAGAAGACGUUGUUGGGCGUUUUACCGGGGCAACUUAUGGGUGAGUUUGAUAAAUUGUUUCAAUUAUCACCUCAUCGGGUGAUGGAUCACAUUGUGCACAGCUUUCAGCUUCCACUCACGUCGACGGCACCCAACCAUGAUGUGGAUAGGGUGGUGCGGUGCGAUGAUGUUCCAACGGCCGUCGCAGCUGUUGGUGCGUUAUUUGACGGCAUGUCGCUUGAGGAAGUGGAGUACCUCCUGCAACCAUCUGACCCGGACAACAUGUCAACGACACAGAGAGAGGAGGGGACUUUUUUGGCAAAAAUACAAGCACACUUUUAUCGUUUGUUUAAGCUGCUGCUGCGUGCGUGUUGCCUUCAAGGAGGUGAAGUCUUGGUAAUGCUGUGGCCAUUCUUUGAGUUGCAGGCAUCCCCUUUUCUUUGUUCCGUGCCCCACGCACGCCUUGCAGCAAUGCUGCAGCGUCACAAUUACGCUCUCUUUGACGCAUUGCUGGGGACGCCAUGGAGGGUGAAGGCGGCAGUGCUAUUGGGCGGCGGCUGGGUGCGUGCAGCACGAGGCCACUUUGCGCAAUGGCUGUCAGAGAGACGUGGUGAGGGGAGAGAGUUGUUGCCUAUUAUUGUUUUCAAACAACUUUGGAGGGAAGACGAUAAAAGUGACGUGGAAAACGGCACUCAAAAUCCGUUUUGUAUUUCGCUGCUCCGGCGGAUUAUCACCGGCUGCGGCGGCAGGCUGAUGAAUGCAAAAGUAGCGGUUCUUGUCCCGGCCGGGGGCGCAACAGUUCUUUCCAGGCGCUACAGCGUCUUUCCGAUGAUGCGCCAUGCAUCUUGUGAAGUGGGAGGGACGGAUGCCGAUGAAACUCGGGGAGGGAAAAAUAACGUGUCUUGCUUUAUGAUGACGGAGGCGAAAAGUCGUCCUUUGCUAGUGGCACUGCUACAAGCCACAAUGAUGCCGGUGUUUUCAUACUCUGUGUGUGGUGCCACACCCCUUUUGUUUGUCUCUGACGGUCUCGACAGCAAAAAGCAAAUGCACGUAUUGGACGCUGGCCUUUUGGCAGGCAAUGGGGUUGGAUAA